AUGGGUCGGCUGGAUGGGAAGAUCAUACUGCUGUCUGCAGCAGCACAGGGAAUUGGACGAGCAGCUGCUAUAGCUUUUGCUAAAGAAGGAGCCAAAGUCAUUGCUACAGACAUCAAUGAGUCUAAGCUGCGAGACCUGGAGAAAUAUCCAGGCAUUCAAAUACGGGUUCUGGAUGUCACCAAAAAGGAGCAGAUAGAAAAUCUGGCCAAGGAGAUUGAAAGGAUUGAUGUCCUCUGUAACAUUGCAGGGUUUGUUCAUCACGGAACCAUUCUGGAGUGUGAAGAGCAAGACUGGAACUUCACUAUGAACCUCAAUGUUCACAGCAUGUAUCUAAUGAUCAAGACAUUCCUUCCUAAGAUGCUUAAACAAAAAUCUGGAAAUAUUAUAAAUAUGUCUUCUGUGGCAUCCAGCAUUAAAGGAGUCGUGAACAGAUGUGUCUACAGUACUUCAAAGGCAGCGGUUAUUGGCCUGACAAAGUCUGUGGCUGCUGAUUUCAUUGAACGAGGCAUCAGAUGCAACUGUGUAUGUCCUGGAACUGUUGACACACCGUCUUUACAGGAAAGAAUCCAAGCCCGGCCUAACCCAGAACAGGCAUUGAACGACUUUCUAGCCAGACAGAAAACUGGCAGGAUGGCUACUGCUGAAGAAGUGGCCCAUCUCUUUGUGUACUUGGCCUCUGAUGAAUCUGCUUAUGUGACUGGUAAUGAACUAAUCAUCGAUGGAGGAUGGAGCUUGUGA
Molecule: messenger RNA, 738 nt
Organism: Tauraco erythrolophus (red-crested turaco)
Lineage: Eukaryota; Metazoa; Chordata; Aves; Musophagiformes; Musophagidae
Gene: BDH2
Product: 3-hydroxybutyrate dehydrogenase 2
Biological process (GO): siderophore biosynthetic process
Cellular component (GO): cytoplasm
Molecular function (GO): 3-hydroxybutyrate dehydrogenase activity
Source: RefSeq, a predicted model, not a curated record